AUGGCGGCCCGGCCUUCGUUGGGGUCUGAGUCCGCCGCCGCCGCCGUCGCCGUACCUGUGCUGGCGACCUCGUCGGCCGCGUCGUUGUCGUCGUCGUCUUCGUCGAAGCACCCUCGCAGCAUGGCGCUCAAGGAUCACAUCUCAUCGCCGCUCGAGGCCGGGCCCUCGGUCCUCGACGCCCACCACCUCCCGCCACACCUCGUCCCCGCGCUCGAGCACGCCGCGGGCCGCCUCGCACGCAGGGCGCUGCACCUGACCCUCGUCGUUGUCCGGAGGGACUACCAGUUGCCUGCCGCGGCGCCGCCGCCGUACGGCUCUCCGGGGUUCCUCUCGCCCGUGACGCCCGUUACACCCCCGAGUGCCGGCGCCGCCAGCGGGGCUUCCAAGUUUACCCUGACGUCCGUCUCGGCCGGGCUCAAGGGGCUCGUUCGCUCGCGGUCUCGCGGCAACCUCCUUGAGACCGGGCAACACCACCACGGCCACAAGCACAGUGGCAGCACGCUGUCCUCGCCGAGAUCCACCGCUUCCCUUCGGUCGUUGAGAGCGCGGUGGCCGCUGUCCCCCACGACGCCGCUCCUGUCAUCGCCUCCGCCCAUGACGCCGUGCACGACGUCGUCGUCGGCCACGGGCACGUCCGACGAUCUCUGUACUCGGCCCUUUAAGCUUCGGCUCAUGCACGCACCGGACCUGCCGCUCCGGGCACAGAAAGACCUGCACUCGGCUCUCACCAAGGCGGAGAAGAGGUUCCCCACAAGAGGACCACAGUUGUCACCGGCGGCCAGCCCCGCGGCAUACUGCCUGCCUGGUGCCCUGUUCAACGCGUCUCUGCUGCAGAACGAGGUCCUGUUCUCCACCGAAGGUCUGACUCUCGUGGCCCUCGACCACUUGUACAGCGUCAAGAGCGCGCUAUCGGUCUAUUCGACCACGCGUUCGCCGCUGCGCCUCGAGGACGCCGUCGAUGAGCUGCGCCGCUUCGUGCUAGCCAGCCGCGGUGCCAAGAUAUCAAAGGCCGACCUCCUGCGCAGCUAUGACUGGCUGGGCGUGAGCAGCGCCGCUGUGGAAGACCUCGACGCCAUGUACAGGCGAGCGUACGGUGGACCUGAGGGUGCCGGUGCCAUCGUCGGCAUACGGAGACCGCUCCCGCCACUGCCCGUAUCAAGACCAGCGAAACCAGCAGUUGUAGAACCCAUCCUGUGGGUUCAGGAUGACGACUACUUCUGCGGCAUGCAAGAGGAACCAUGGGUCCCAGAGACGGAGGUCGAGGAAAGCAUGAUUGGCAUCGCCAUCACGACCCCUGAGUCGGUAAAGAGAUGUCUCCCUCCGCGUGGACCAACCCUGCGGCUUCAGACGAGCUUUGAGACGCUACCGCGUUUCCCUUUGAGCAUGGCCCAAGGCGGCGGGACGUGGGAUGGGGAUGUCACCGCCAGGCCAUUUGAUGGGCGACGGGCUUUUGCGCCAGACGCCUGCGGCAACACCUCAUCCCUUGAUCAGAUGCUCUUCGGCGGCGGCGGCGGCGGCGGCGGCAUAAGUAGCAUCACGCCCACGACGUGUAACCCGGGGACAGUGACGCCGAACGAGUAUGACGAAAUCUCGCCUGUCACAAGGAGCGAAUGGGGCUUCUUGAUAUUGGAUGAUGCAUUCAAGGGCGGUCGUACGGUGGCCGUCGAAACGUGCUGA
Purpureocillium lilacinum is the source of this 1677-nucleotide messenger RNA. RefSeq lists its product as uncharacterized. NCBI's taxonomy places the organism in Eukaryota, Fungi, Ascomycota, Sordariomycetes, Hypocreales, Ophiocordycipitaceae. The record is from RefSeq and is a predicted model, not a curated record.